Brachypodium distachyon (stiff brome) is the source of this 680-nucleotide messenger RNA. Its product is annotated as histone H2B.5. Gene Ontology annotation, cellular component: nucleosome. The record is from RefSeq and is a predicted model, not a curated record. Bases 98 to 520 code for a protein of 140 amino acids. Gene Ontology annotation, biological process: nucleosome assembly. Lineage: Eukaryota; Viridiplantae; Streptophyta; Magnoliopsida; Poales; Poaceae. Gene Ontology annotation, molecular function: DNA binding; protein heterodimerization activity; structural constituent of chromatin. The transcript has a single exon.
UCCGUCGAAAUCCGACACCGCCAAACCGAACACAAUCUGCAAGACCUUCUGCCCCCAAAUUCGAUCCCGUCCCUGCUCCCACCCGAUCGAAUCCUCGAUGGCGCCCAAGGCCGAGAAGAAGCCCGCCGAGAAGAAGCCGGUGGAGGAGAAGUCAGCGGAGAAGAAGCCCAAGGCGGAGAAACGCGUGCCGGGCGCCGCCAAGGAGGGCGGCUCCGAGAAGAAGAAGAAGAAGGCCAAGAAGAGCGUGGAGACCUACAAGAUCUACAUCUUCAAGGUGCUCAAGCAGGUGCACCCGGACAUUGGUAUCUCCUCCAAGGCCAUGUCCAUCAUGAACUCCUUCAUCAACGAUAUAUUUGAGAAGCUCGCCGGCGAGUCGGCCAAGCUCGCGCGGUACAACAAGAAGCCCACCAUCACCUCCCGGGAGAUCCAGACCGCGGUGCGCCUCGUCCUCCCCGGCGAGCUUGCCAAGCACGCCGUCUCCGAGGGCACCAAGGCUGUCACAAAGUUCACGUCGUCUUAGGCUGCCGUCGGGUCUUCGCGAUGGUGGACUGCUGCUUAGUUUGGUUUGGUUUGUUCCCGUGUCUAGAUCAUGGCGAUUGAUUUCGCCUUUCUCAAACAGUGUAAAAUUGAGUUCGGUUUGUUGAAUGAAUGAAUGAUCUGUUCUUGGGAAGUUUCCAUUA